CUGCUCGUAUCCAAUCUUUGACCAACAGUAUCCAGUUUCUUGUGUAUGACCUUAGCGUCAUGGAUGCGAAUAAUACCUUACAGGAAAUCCACGAGGCUCUCUUCCCAGAUAUACACGUGGUUGCUUCUAUGAGUCAUAGGCAUAUGACCGAGUUGAUGAAGAUGGUCGACUCUUUCGAUAUAAAGACAAGGGGAAUGACUGAUUUUCGACAUCAUUCAAAGUGGCUACUUCUUCACGAAGAAGAGAACACCGUUGAUCUGCCGGAGUUCAUUUACUUGGAAAAUGUUGUAGCAGUGCUUCAUCAUUAUAAGUGUUGGAUGCAUAGCGUUCUUACCUUAAAACAUCACCUUCCCCGAAAUGAGUGGGUACCAGUAGCCGCUUGUACCCAAAGAAACAUCAACCUGUGCUAUUUUCCUAAUGCUGCCUAUGGAUAUAACAACAGACGUUUGCUGGUGACUACUCUCGAGGCAUCUGUGUACAUUGUAAAGUCCACCAACAAUGGAACAACGCAGUAUAAAGGAUAUGCAAUAGAUAUUUUAGAUACCAUCGCCGCUGUUCUUAAUUUUAGUUACAGUAUGACUGAACCACAGGAUCAGUCUUGGGGACUUCCUGUCAACGGAACCUAUAAUGGAAUUGUGAGGCAGCUGAACAGAACGGAAGUUGACCUUGCUGCUUGUGGCCUUGCAAUAAAUGAAGGCCGAUCUCAUUACAUGGAAUACAUUUACCCGCCGAUCCGGAAUGAGUACAUUGACGUGGUGUACAAGAGGUAUGAUAAACAACGUACUACUUCCCUGUUCCUUCUGGCGCUACCACUCAGGCCUAUGGUGUGCCUCAUUCUUCUCCUGGUGACAGGAUUAUGUCCACUGUUGUUGGCUGUGUUCGAAAGUGUGGAUUUCGGCUGGAACGAAACAGCUGCAGGCUCUGGCGAUGUGGGCGUUACUUAUGUGAAGAAAGUGAAACAUAAUCUGCUUAGUGCUUGCUGGGAGGUCACCGGAUCUCUGUUCAAGCAGGGUUUUAGUAAAUAUCCUAGAACUCUACCCGGGAAGGUGUUGGUGACGUCAUGGUGGAUGUUGCUGAUGGUGAUGACGACAGUCUACUGUGCCAACCUGGUCGCCGCUUUGUCUGCAGAGACUGAUAUUAAACCUUUCUCUAACCUAGAGGGGCUACUAGACAGUGACUAUUCUGUUGGUACGAGAACUGGUGAUAUGCACAGUCAUACACUAAAGUCAAGUCUUCCAUCAAGUGUCAAUGGAAGGAUUUGGGCCAAGAUAGCUGCCAACGACCCUGUGUUUCUUGCCUCCAAUGUUGAGAGUCAUUUCAAAAGAGUGAGAAGAGAGAAGUAUGCCCUUGUGGAGCAUGCCUCAAUUACAAACCGCCUAAUGUCUGAAGACUGCCAAUUGGAGCUUCUAGGAGAAAGUGUACUGUGGUUACACAUGGCAUUUGGAUUGCCUCAAAGGUCCCCCCUGAAAGCCGACUUCGAGAACGUAAUGUCGCAUCUCACCGCGAGUGGCAUACUAGACGUAAUUUGGGCGAAAUGGACUGUCAAGAGAAACCUGACACAUUGUCCACAAAAACGAAUCUUGAAGUCAAUCACAGUGAACCAGAUUGGAGGUGGUUUCAUCGUCGUGUGUGCUGGGACCGUACUCAGUAUCAUUGUGUUGUGUCUGGAGAAACUGAUACAUUUAAGGCAAAACUGAUUUACUUGUGAAUCAGUAUCAUCAUACGUGUACUACAGAAAAGAUUAGUAUCAUUAUGAAAGUAGCAAACUUUAGACAAAAGUGAUGUUCCUGAUGCAUUAAAAUAACAGAUGAGAAUAAGA
Molecule: messenger RNA, 1819 nt
Organism: Haliotis rufescens (red abalone)
Lineage: Eukaryota; Metazoa; Mollusca; Gastropoda; Lepetellida; Haliotidae
Product: glutamate receptor ionotropic, kainate 2-like
Exons: 9
Coding region: 60-1697 (545 amino acids)
Cellular component (GO): membrane
Molecular function (GO): glutamate-gated receptor activity
Source: RefSeq, a predicted model, not a curated record